AUGCCCCGAUGGGUCGGAUCCCUCAGCCAGCGAUUGUACUCGGGCAUGAGGCCGCCUCUGUCCUCCCCUGACCGCUGGCCCGUCUCCAGUGCCCCCAGCCCCACGGCCAAGGGCUCGGGCUCCUCGCAGUGGGCGGCGCUGGACUUCCCGCAGCCCGUCCGCCUUUCCCGGCUCCAGCUCCAGUUCCAGGCCGGCUUCGCCUGCCGGCUCUGCACGCUGGAAGGCUGCAGGAAGGGUGAGGAGCUGGCGAAGAUCCUGGAUUUCUACCCCGACGACGUUCACGCCCUGCAGAGCUUCCCGGUGCAGGGAGCUACGCUGGACAGGCUGAGAAUCACCUUUGCCAGGACCACGGACUUCUUCGGGAGGAUCGUCGUGUAUCACCUCGGCGUGCUUGGGGAGAAGCUAUAAUGUGGGGAAGGGGUUGCGCUGGGUGGGUCUCUCCUACAUACUAUUGUGCCAGGCGGGUCGCUGGGGCCCAAAUGAACUAGAAACGCAGCAGCUUGGAGCAGACCGGGGAUGCUCAGCCAGUGCAUCUCACCAAGGAGCGACUGACCAGGGAGGGGUUGCAGGACCUGCUGCACCCCAGUAGGCUGGGGCACGGGGAGCACCACGCCACCCCUGGAUCCCAGCCUAAUGCGGGCCCUUGCUGGUAAAUCUGUGAAUUAAGGGCAUGCACAGUGGAGGCCUCUGCCAGACGCAGCGCCUGUUAAUGGUGGAAUAAACGCACGUGGCUGCUCUGAGCUUGGGCAAGCGAGAGGUUUUGCGAUUCAAAA
This is a messenger RNA of Gavialis gangeticus (Gharial), 773 nucleotides long. RefSeq names its product nuclear receptor 2C2 associated protein (gene NR2C2AP). Lineage: Eukaryota; Metazoa; Chordata; Crocodylia; Gavialidae. The record is from RefSeq and is a predicted model, not a curated record. The transcript is spliced from 4 exons. The coding region runs from base 1 to 408 and encodes 135 amino acids.